Messenger RNA from Pseudonaja textilis, 590 nucleotides. NCBI's taxonomy places the organism in Eukaryota, Metazoa, Chordata, Lepidosauria, Squamata, Elapidae. The record is from RefSeq and is a predicted model, not a curated record.
AAGAGACUGGAGUUCGAAGGGGGUGGAGCUUGCUUGAAAGGCGACGGACAUAUAAAACCCGCCCGCAGCGGCUCAGCCCCUCUUUUUCCGCUUCCGAUCGCAGUAUCAGCAAGAGGGAACUCUCCACAAUGUCUGCUCAUCUGCAAUGGAUGAUUGUACGCAACUGCUCAAGUUUCCUUAUUAAAAGGAACAAGCAAACUUACAGCACGGAGCCCAACAAUCUUAAGGCCCGUAACUCUUUCCGUUACAACGGUCUGAUACAUCGCAAGACAGUAGGAGUAGAACCAGCUGUUGAUGGAAAGGGUAUUGUUGUAGUCCUCAAGAAGCGUGCAGGCCAGCGAAAGCCAGCCACUUCCUACGAAAAAAUCACCAUCAACAAGAAUGCACGGGCCACUCUCAGCAGCCUCCGCCAUAUUAUUCGCAAGAAUAAUUACCGUAAGGAUCUGCGCAUGGCUGCUUUGCGUCGGGCCAGUGCAAUUCUGCGUAGCCAGAAGCCUGUGGUGGUGAAGAAGAAGAGAACUCGGGCUCCCAAGACUGCAUAAAAACACUUCUCUAAUUAUCAAAUAAAGGAAUAAAACCAGAGAGCAAAA